Messenger RNA from Macrosteles quadrilineatus (aster leafhopper), 3795 nucleotides. Its product is annotated as GMP reductase 2-like. Lineage: Eukaryota; Metazoa; Arthropoda; Insecta; Hemiptera; Cicadellidae. Bases 104 to 1159 code for a protein of 351 amino acids. Gene Ontology annotation, cellular component: GMP reductase complex. The transcript has 6 exons. Gene Ontology annotation, molecular function: GMP reductase activity. The record is from RefSeq and is a predicted model, not a curated record. Gene Ontology annotation, biological process: nucleotide metabolic process.
GCUAAAACUUGUGUCAGAGUCAGAGGUGUGUCAGGUGUUCGGUGACACCGAUUCUUACCCUAGUUCGAUCGGAAUAAUUUACAAGUAAAUUAACUUAUACAAAAUGCCGAAUAUUGUAAAUGAAAUUAAGUUGGACUUUAAAGAUGUGAUGCUAAGACCUAAAAGAAGUACCUUGAAAAGUAGAGCUGAUGUCAACCUCUACAGAGAAAUUACCUUCCGAAACUCAAAACAGACUUACAAGGGAAUUCCAUUAAUUGCAUCAAAUAUGGAUACAGUUGGAACUUUUGAAAUGGCUAAAGCUUUGGCAAAGCAUGGACUGUUUACGACUAUGCACAAAUAUUACUCAGUAGAAGAUUGGAAAGAUUUUGCGGAAAAGAAUCCUGAAGUCUUGCCUCACAUAGCUGCUUCAUCAGGCACAAGUGAGGCUGACUACGAGCGGCUCACACAAAUUCUGGAGGCAGUGCCCGGAAUACGCUUUGUUUGUCUCGAUGUAGCCAACGGUUACUCUCAGCAUUUUGUAGAAUAUCUGCGGAGAGUGCGAGCAGCCUUUCCUACACAUACAAUCAUGGCUGGCAACGUGGUGACGGGUGAGAUGGUAGAAGAGUUGAUACUGUCUGGCGCAGACAUCAUCAAGGUGGGCAUCGGCCCCGGCUCCGUCUGCACCACUCGGAUGAAGACCGGCGUAGGCUACCCACAACUGAGUGCAGUACUAGAAUGUGCAGACGCCGCACAUGGGCUGCAGGGACAUAUAAUCUCCGACGGAGGUUGUACUUGUCCGGGAGAUGUAGCCAAGGCGUUCGGCGCAGGUGCCGACUUUGUGAUGUUGGGAGGGAUGUUGGCCGGACACGACCAGAGUGGAGGAGAGAUUAAACACAAACCUGACGGCACUAAGGUCAAGCUGUUCUACGGCAUGAGCUCCGAUACAGCCAUGAAGAAACACGCUGGCGGAGUCGCAGAGUACAGGUCCUCGGAGGGCAAGACUGUGGAGGUGCCUUACAGAGGUGAUGUAGAGGUUACUGUGCUAGAUAUCCUGGGAGGUCUAAGGUCCGCUUGUACCUACACUGGGGCCGCCAAGCUGAAGGAGUUGCCCCGCCGAGCUACGUUCAUCCGAUGCACUCAACAGCUCAACCCCGUCUACGCUAAUCUGUCCGCCAGAUAAAUCAGCUGUCUCAGCAUUCAUCUUUCCCGCUGAAGUAGCUCAAAUUUUGGCUCAUUUAGAUUAUUUUAAAUUAUUUCAUAGACUUUAGAUCUUGGUUGUCCUUGGCCAUAGCUUCGCCUGAGGUGCUUAUAAAGAGCUUGCAUUUAUAUCGAGUCAGUGCCUAUAAGUCGGUAAAUGUAGCCACAAUGGCUUUCAUGUUGACGUUAUUUGUUUAAGCAUAUUUAUGAUAUAAAAUAUUCCUGCUUAUGAGUUUUUAAAUAUUGUUCUCUAGCAUUAUAUUUUGAGAAUUUGAUCAAAUUUUGUCAAAUUUUAUGUUGAAAAACAAUAUCUACAUGAACCAUUUUACAAUUUACUAUGUGAAAUACUGUGAUACUGUAAGAUGGUAAGAUUUUAAACCAUAUGACCAAAGAAACAAAAAAACCAGUAUAUAAAGACAUUUUUAUUUUAUCUGACCUGUACAACACAAACACAAAUCGCACAAAGUGUUAGUAAUGAGUUGGACAGAGUACAGUUUUAUCAUUAAAUUUACACCAUCUUCUAACUAAUCCAUUUCUUACAAAGCGUAAAGAAAAACUGUUUUUAUCAUAGAAGAAGUACAAAUAGACCACACAACCAUUCAAAACCCUGGCUUUAAGCCCUUUCCUUGAACAAAACUAUUUUUUCAUUACUUUUAAAAGUAAUAUAAUUGAACAAAUUUUAAUUUUUAUACGUUGUAAAUAUUACAGGUAAUGUGGAUAUUGAUGUAAGAUCAAAUGCGGUGAAUUGAAAUGAACCCUCUGAACUCAAGAGGUCAAUAUCCUUGGAACCAAAAUAUCAUUUAAAAAAACUUACUACUUAAAACUUUAAAAAAAUACUGAAACAACCUAAAACUAUGCCUAGUAUGUACUACAACCUGAUAGUGAAAUUUAGUUCAGAGAUUCGGGUUUACCGAUGUUAGACUCAAAGUUGACAAUUAUACCAAUUUUUAAGGGUAGAAUUACAUUACCCAUGUGGUUUAUUACUUUAUUAGUUUAUUUAUCAUGCCUCUGGAAAUUAUAUUGUAAAUGUUUUUUAUUCUCUUCUUCCAUUAUUUGACUGUAGUAUGUUGCACAAAAUAUACUAAAUGAAAAUAACUAUUUCCCUAUUGGACAAUUUGCUAAGAGACUGAAAUAUUUUCUAUGUACUUCAUAAAAUGAAGAAAAAUUACCAUUACAAUAUAAAAUGAUUUAAUAUUAAGAAAAUUUUGAGGGUACUUUAUUUAUUUGCUUACAUAUGAAUUGAAUUUUGGCACCAUGAGUGUCAGUCUAAUACUUAAUUUAUUUUUUUCACAACUAUCUGUCGUAUCUAGUCAACAUUUCCAAAGGAAUUUUUUGUGAAAAUUUUUCAAUCUUCUAUUACCUAUCUCUAGUCAAUUUUGUAUAGAAAUUAUUCAUUGUGAAACUUAUUUUGAUCUUUUUUCUAUAAUUUAUUUUAUUCCAUUGUGGAAUUCUUUGUAAAAGAUAUACUUUGCAUCAAUUAUUUUGAAUAUUUUGAUAUAUCUUACUUAAACAUAUCUUUUCCCUUCACUUGGGAUUUUAUGACCAAACCACACAUCUCAAUAUGUAUCUGCAUCACGUAAAAUUUCAUAUUCAAGAGAAAAUAUAACUUUUUUACCCUACCUGUUGCAGCAAACCUAAGUACUCAUUAAACUAAUUCUGUUUAAAUAGGGAAUAAAUGUGAUAUUUUUAAGGAGACAAUUUAGUUUAAAUCUAAUCAGGCAGAUGGAAAUUCGCUAAGUCUGCAGGUUUGCUGCAGCGGGGGUAUUUUCACAACUAUCUGUCGUAUCUAGUCAACAUUUCCAAAGGAAUUCGUCGGGCAAAUUUUUCAAUCUUCUAUUACCUAUCUCUAGUCAAUUUUGUAUAGAAAUUAUUCAUUGUGAAACUUAUUUUGAUCUUUUUUCUAUAAUUUAUUCCAUUGUGGAAUUCUUUGUAAAAGAUGUAUUUUGUAUCAAUUAUUUUGAAUAUUUUGAUAUAUCUUUCUUAAACAUAUCUUUUUCCUUCACUUAUGAUUUUAUGACCAAACCACACAUCUCAAUAUGUAUCUGCAUCACGUAAAAUUUCAUAUUCAAGAGAAAAUAUCUUUUGGCUUGACCUCAUAAGGCAUGCCUCUGUCCUUUAAAUUUAUAAAAAAAGUCAGACCUCUUUUGGAUUUAUUUAUUCCACAGUCUUGAGUUGCAUGAAAAUAUUCUGCUACAUUUUUAGUUAUAAAAUCUGCACUUAAUGCCUUGUAGGCGUAAUAUUUUAGAACAUUAUCUAAAAUAGCAAAUAGUUAAAAUCUUGGAAAAUCUAGUGAUAGACUAAAGCCAUCCUUAUCAUUAUAAUUAGGAAAUCUUAUCGCAAUUUGAAUUAUAAAUAAUUAGUUACUUAAUAUUGUAGGUUUGAGCUUGUUGAAGUGGUUUAUCCACCUUAAGUAAAAUCUCACAAUUUUUAGGUUAUAAUUUUAAACUUUGGACUGCUAAAUAUGGAAAUUGAAAAAGGAUUGACGAUACAUUGUAUGUUAAAAGUUAUCUCUUAUGUAUUAUGUUAUGUUUUGGGAUCUAUUAUGUUGUUAUGGUAUAUUACUUGUUGUCUAUUUAUUGUACUGGCUGGUUCAGUAUGUAUUAAACUAUGUCUCACUGU